UUGCAGGACCAGAGCCCUAGUGGGGUACAUUUUUCAUGAAAGCCUCCAGGGCGGUAAUGUUACCAGUUGGGAGUUGACUCUUUCCAAUUCAGCAAACAGAGUGAGUCAGUUCCAGGAAGGGAAACACCCCCUUGCUGCUGCAGGCGGGCCUGGUGAAAUUGACAUUUACCCUGUUACACUGCCCAGAGGAGCCAUGGCUGCAGAGAACCCUGUGGAAAGUCUCCAGGAGGAAGCUACAUGUCCUAUCUGUCUGGAGUAUUUCACAGAACCUGUCACUCUGGAGUGUGGGCACAAUUUCUGCCGAGCCUGCAUCGCCCAGUGUUGGGAGGGAUCCACUACAGCUGUCUCCUGCCCUCAGUGCAGAGAAACUGUGCAGCAGAGAAACCUCAGGCCAAACAGGCAGCUGGCAAAUGUGGUAGAAAUAGUCAAACGGCUGAGUUUACGGGCAGCAAAAGGAGCAGGAGGGGAUGGGGUGUGUGACAGACACCAGGAGGCUCUGAAACUGUUCUGCGAAGAGGAUCAAACCCCGAUCUGUGUGGUGUGUGACAGAUCCCGGGCUCACGGCGCUCACACGGUGGUUCCCAUAGAGGAGGCUGCCCAGGAGUACAAGGAAAAAAUCCAGGCCCAUUUGAAGACUCUGAGGGAAGAAAGAGAAAAGCUGCUGGGAUUUAAAGUGACUGGAGAGGGGAAAAGCCAGGAGUAUCUGAAACAGACACAAACCGAGAGACAAAAGAUUGUGUCUGAAUUUCAGCAACUGCGGUGGUUCCUGGGGGAACAAGAGCGACUCCUGCUGUCCCAGCUGGAGAAGCUGGAUGAGGAGAUUGAGAGGAUACAAAAUGAAAAUGUCAGUAAACUCUCCGAGCAGAUUUCCCAUCUCAGUGAGCUGAUCAGUGAGCUGGAGGGGAAGUGUCAGAAGCCAGCGAGUGAAUUCCUGCAGAAUAUCAGAAGCACCUUGAGCAGGUGGGAGAAGGGGAAGUUCCAACAGCCAGAGGAGAUUUCUCCUGAACUGGAAGAGCGAGUCAGUGGUUUCUCCCAGAAAACUAUUGCGCUAUUGGAGGCUCUGAGGAAGUUCAAAGACACUCUGCCGUUUGCACUGGAGACAAAAACAGGGGAACUCCUAGGAGCUCACAGACAGGCGAAUGUGACUCUGGAUCCAGACACAGCUCAACCCCAGCUCGUCCUGUCUCAGGAUCGAAAAAGUGUGAGAUGGGGACACACACUGCAGGGUCUGCCCAACAACCCUGAGAGAUUUGACCCUGAGCCCUGUGUGCUGGGCUGCACCUGGUCUAUCAAGGAUUCCCCUGAGGCGGAGACUUGGCUACCCUGGGACCCUCUGUCUUACAGCAUCACAGACCUCUUCAGAUGUUAA
Chrysemys picta bellii (western painted turtle) is the source of this 1369-nucleotide messenger RNA. NCBI's taxonomy places the organism in Eukaryota, Metazoa, Chordata, Testudines, Emydidae. The record is from RefSeq and is a predicted model, not a curated record.